CGUGCGCGCGCGCUCGUCCCAGCUUCGCACCCGGCCCGCGCACACCCCGGCUCGUUGCCUCUCGGUCCCCUUGUCUCGCGCCUUCUCCACCCCUAGAAGUUGCCCCGGGGCCCCUCCCGGAAGGAGAGGACGCUGUGACGGGCAGAUGUUGGGGGUCUUUUGUGCAGACACAUUCGCCGGGGGCGCUUGCUCCUGGAAGGACAGCGGCAGGACAAAGCCAGCUGGACUUGUGGGGCGCUGCUCGGAAGCGGCGGUCUCCAAUCCCGCCUGGGGUGGGGGCAUGGCUUGGGGAGCGCUGCGCGGGUCUGGAGAGAGUAGAGAAAUCGCCAAAACAGAGUGACGGUGACUUGAUGAGGUAGCGGACAGGGGCAAACGAAAGACAGAUGCUCCGGAUUGCCGCGCUGUGUGUCUGUCUGCGCGGAUAACUAGGCGCCCCGCAUUCCCACAUGACCGGGUUACCUAGUAGAUUUUGCUAGUGUGUCUUUGCCCCAAGAUGUUAUUCUCCACCCGCUCCGAUUUCUUUUUCCUAGGGCUUACUGUUGCUAGUAGACGCUCUGCCACCAGAGGAGAACUCGUGGGCGGGGGAUACUGCGGAGGAGAGGGGAGGUGGUUAUUUAUCCUAUAGAGACAAUUAGGAGCCGUGACGCCCCCUUCUCGGCCGCCAGCCCUCCACACCUCAACCGCCUUGCUCCACCUCCCCAGUGUACCCGCUCCAGCCCCGCCGGCCCGGGAGGGCGCUUGGAUUUCCUUCUCUAAGGCGCGUAUCUAACCCUUCCUGCAUGUAUUUCACUGCAGGCUGAAGAAAGCUCAGUCUCAAUUGUGUUUCCUGCCUGUCAGCCUCUUGCCUCCUAAACGCGUACCAUUUCCACUUGAUGUCAUCAUGCAGAAGGGGGUGAAAGAGACUCGGUGACAGAUUCAGAAAUGAACACACCUGUGAGUACUGGAUGCCUGUGAGCUCGCCAUCACCCGCACUGCAAAGACACAGGGCGGCAGCCUCUGAGAAGCGCUCCUUCCCCUUCACCUUGGCCUUGCCCUUCCUGCUCACAGUCCACCAUGGAGACGCUGUCCCAGGACUCUCUGCUGGAGUGUCAGAUCUGUUUCAAUUACUACAGCCCCCGGCGCAGGCCCAAGUUGCUGGACUGCAAGCACACCUGCUGUUCAGUGUGCCUCCAGCAGAUGAGGACCAGCCAGAAGGACGUGCGGUGCCCCUGGUGCCGCGGUGUCACCAAGCUGCCCCCCGGCUUCUCAGUGUCGCAGCUCCCCGAUGACCCGGAGGUCCUGGCUGUCAUCGCCAUUCCACACACUUCCGAACACACCCCGGUCUUCAUCAAACUUCCCAGCAAUGGGUGCUACAUGCUGCCCCUGCCCAUCUCCAAGGAGCGUGCGCUGCUGCCCGGAGACAUGGGCUGCCGCCUGCUGCCCGGGAGCCAGCAGAAGUCCGUCACCGUGGUGACCAUCCCUGCUGAACAGCAGCCUCUGCAAGGUGGGGCUCCCCAGGAGGCAGCGGAGGAGGAGCAGGACAGGCGGGGCGUGGUGAAAAGCUCCACCUGGUCGGGGGUGUGCACUGUCAUCUUGGUGGCUUGCGUCCUGGUCUUCCUCCUCGGCAUCGUGCUCCACAACAUGUCUUGCAUUUCUAAGCGCUUCACUGUGAUAUCCUGUGGCUGAACAGGGCUACAGGGAAGUCUCUUGUGGGUGCCAACUUAGGGGUUGAGCAGGUUGAUGAUGAGAUCCCGGUGAGAAGAUGGGGGGCGACACUGACCAUUUGGUGCUGAGCGCUGGCCUCUGCAUUGCCUCUUGAUUACCCCAAAACAGACACAAAGGGCAGAAGGUGAGGUCUCAACAAGAUACCAAGCGAAUUGUUCUGAGUGUUGAUGGCAACAGCUUGGAAGAUGAUUGCAUGCAUCCUCAUAAUCAUGUAUUCAAUGGACUGUAAUUUAUGAUUUUUCAAAAUCAUGUUACGAGAUAGACAUAUUCUACUUAGACGUGAAACUGUACAAGUGCGUACAAUGUGACCUUCUCUAAAUGUGGUAGAUUCAAACAAAGAUGCUAUGUAGACAAGUAGAAUUAAACCUGCGAAUCCGUGUAAAAAUUCAGUGAAGACAUGCACUGCUGGCUUCUUUACUUUUUUUUUUCUUUUUGUUGAAACCCAGUCUUCAUUUAGUUGCUAAGGCUUUUAUACGUUUUGAAUGGCACCAAAACAAAAUAAGUCAAAAUGGACAGUCCUUUUUUUUUUGGAGAAAAUAUUUGAACAAGUGUCUCCAAUGUGUUGUGUUUUGUCAUGAACCUUCAUUUUCUUCACUUGUAAUUAGAACUUGCUACGUGUUUAUGAAACUGAAAGCUCAACAGGGGAGCAAUAAACCGAGAAAUCAUGAGAAAUGUGUAAUCCCACAGGAAACCUGUAUGCCGAUUUUUCUCAAGCCAUCUCACAAACAAGAAUUUCAAAUGUAAAUACUGUGUAUUUGUGUGUGUAUGUAUGUGUGUCUAAUUUGAUUUACCUCAGGUGUUUGAGUCUUUGCUGAAGAAUCCUGGAUUAAGACUUAAUUGGGCAUGAGUGAGUCCAGCCUCUGAAGCGGUGGCCACUUCAUGGACAUCUUGACCCAGCAGGGAGUCUCCUGCCCGUCACCUGCAACACUUACCCCUCAUCUGUGUAUUGAAGUCCUGCCUUUUGUAAGAGGCAAAUGGAGAGUAACAGAAGAGUGUCUUUUCUUCUGGUUUUGGAGUCUCGUGCUGGCCAUGAGUGUUGUGACUGACGGCCAACCCGGGAGGGCAUUUUAAUAGAUGGUCUGUGAUUCUUUUUUGAAAGAUGCUCUUCCACAAGAGUUAAGCCAGUUAGAAUUCCAGUUUCCUCUUGUUGAUAUGAGAGAGAAGAUCUUCUGCAUUUUAACAGUUUUUACUGAGAAAAGUGGCAAGGUAAACUAACAGCUGAAAUUCCCAAUAUAAGUGGACCAGUUCCUCAUAAACUGUCAAAUAUUCUUAAAUGUGUAAUGAUCUAUAGAUGCUCAUGAAGAAAGAUCUGCCAGAAGUGAGUGAUAAAUUCCUAUCCCUGGGUGCAUGUGCAUUCAGAAAUAGCUGUGAGCUUUACAGUUCUCAUCUAACUUCUUUUAAGGAAUUCAUGAAGCAAGUGGUAUGUGACAAGGACUCCACUUAAAAAUAUAACUGUUUUUAUGUUCCACUGAAUCCCUGAAAAUGGUGAGGAGGGUGGGGGGAAGUGAAGGAAAGACAAGCAGGGCUAAUUCCGAAAAGCAAGGCUAGAAAAUAGCCCUGUGAGGUCAAGACAAUUUAAUUUAUUUACAUGCUACCUGUUAUUUUCAAGCAGCACAAAAUAUGCAUAUAAAAGUGAUGGAAUUAAUGUGAAAUAAAACAAAAAUAUAGUGACUACAAUACAAAGCUAAUACCGCUAAUUGGCAUGAGAAUUUCAACAUAAAAUUAUGAGCUAUGAUUUUUCAAAUUUGUCAUAAAACCUUUAGGAAAUGUAUUUGAAAGCUCAAAAUAGAAAUUAGGUUAAAAUGCCAUUUUAUUGUGUAAGCUCUUGGACAUUAUGCAACAAAUAAUCUAGGAUUUAUUUCGUAUUAAUAAUUUAGGUAUCAUAUUAGCUGAAUACUAUCCUCUAUUACAUAACAUAAUAUACUGUUGGGUUAGUGUCAAUUUCUCAAACUCUCCCAGGCUGCUGUAAUGCAUGUCUGACCUAAUUUCUAUUUCUCUUGGAGGAAAAUACACACACACACACACAAACACACACACACACAAACACAAACACACACCACAGAAAUGUUGCAUUGAGAAUGCUACAUUUCAAAUAGACUUUACCCUUGCAAUUUUAAGCUAUGCCAUAUUCAGAUUAAUUUUGUGAGUGAUAUCCGCAUAUGUUUCUGUACAGUAUGAAAUGACUGAUUCUGUAGUGUAGUACGUGGUAGAGUUCUACUUGUUAAAGUAGGUUAGAUAUAGACACUAAUGUGUGUAAUGAUAGUGUCCUGUGUUUCUUAGUGCAAAUCUGUAAAAAUGUCCAUAGAACUUUUACUUAAAAACAAUCCUGUGCUAGAGCUGCCAUUAAGCGUGCAAAAUUAAUCAGCUGUAUGGUAGAUUCUUGACCUUAAAUUUAACAAUAACAACCCAAAUCAGAUUAUUAAUUUUUUUUUUUGCGAGUCUUACUGACCUAAGAAACAUUGUUUAAAUUGUUUAAAUGGAUUCUACCUGCAGUUAUUUGUGUACCUGUUUGUUGGGGUGUGCAUUCUUUUGUGUGUGUGUGUGUGUGUGUGUGUGUGUGUGAGAGAGAGAGAGAGAGAGAGAGAGAGAGAGAGAGAGAAUCUCAGUCUGCCAGAUAGAAUUUUAUAGGCUUAGUGAUGUUUUAAUGUUGCUUGGCAUCCCAUUGCUCUGGCCUCUUCUGGAAUUUACCAAUGACCCUUACCAAACACAUCUACCCAUGUGACCAAAGUCCACUGACACAAGAGGCCAGAAUUCAUACUUGCACAUUAAUGAAAAGUCACAACUGGAAAGCACAGAAAGUUAGAGCUGAAAGCAGCCUCCGGUGGCUUCAUUUUGUAGAUUAGUCCAUUUUGUAAUUCUGCAGACAAGGGGGGAUAUGAACUUUGCACUGCAGUGUCUUCUUGUUCCAUCCUAGGUGUGUCCACAUCUCAAUCUGGCUAUGAUCCUUUCUAGGGUUGAUGAAUACCCUUUAUUGAGUCAACUACUACUUUAAAGGAUUUUUUUUGUAGGUUUAUGUACUCAUUUUAGUUAGCAUCUACCUCUCUGGGAAAAUGAAAGGAGGGUUGACUUAGGGAUGAGUAUAGAUGUUGAAAGACAACUAUCAAACCAUGUGGUUUGAGUUUUUAAAAUUGUAAAACAUUGGUGUCCAAACCUCCCACCCCACUUGUAUGUAAAGGACAGUGAGUGUUGUGUAAAUAGUAAACUAUAAGAAGCAUGAGUUUUCAUCUUUAUUAAUGAUCUUGAAAUAAGUAAGAGAAUGCUUAAUAUGUUAAGUAGAGCCAAGAAUGCUACUAAGAAGCAUUGUCUUUGGAAAAAUUUUGUAUAAUGACUUGGGGCAUAAGUUGUGAUGAAAAGGCAACUCGGUUUUCGGUUCCAGUCAUACUUAGUGAUCAGAAAGCUCUAAGAUAUUUUCUUUAAAAAUAGAAUUAAGUUUAAUUUUUUGCAUGGCUUACAGAUUGGGUCCCUUGAAGGUUAAACCAUGUGAUGGUAUAACCCGUGAGAUCUUCUAGAUGGGCUCUGUUCAGUAGGGCUUUCUGUGAUGAUGGAAAUGCUCGAAAACCUGUGCCAUCUGGUAUAGUAGCCACCAGACUUUUAGGCAGUUAAAAUGGGGUUACUACAAGGUAAGAACUGGAUUUCAAAUUUUAUUUAAUUUUAAUUAGCUGAAAUAUAAAUAGCCGUAUGUGUCUAGUGGUUGCCAUAUUGAACAAUGCAGUUCUGGGUGAUUGUGCUUGGAGAUCUAGCAUCAAGGUAUUAAUGGUGUAACGGUGAGGCUAAGAAAAGAGUUUGUGGGCUAGGAACAUGCAGGUGGAAAAAGGCAAAAAAUUCCUUUCUGGGCUUAAAAAGUGUAUGAUCUCAAGUAUGACAGUAAAAAUUCAUUGUUGCCCUUUGGAACUGUUGCUUACAGACUGUAGACCAAGGAAUGAUCAGUGAAGCUUAAAGAGUGCUUUAUUAAGCUGCUUUUCUGGGAUCAUUAGUUGCAUGUGAACCUGUUGUCCAAAAAUAGUAGUUAGACAGUAGCUGUAAAACGUUUGACUUGCAAGCUAUGCAUGACCCGUACUGUGAAAUUGGGUCUUGUGGCCAAAAAAUAAAUGUUACAGGGAAAAAAAAAAAAAAAA
Messenger RNA from Cercocebus atys (sooty mangabey), 5819 nucleotides. RefSeq names its product ring finger protein 152 (gene RNF152). Gene Ontology annotation, cellular component: lysosome; lysosomal membrane. Gene Ontology annotation, molecular function: ubiquitin protein ligase activity. NCBI's taxonomy places the organism in Eukaryota, Metazoa, Chordata, Mammalia, Primates, Cercopithecidae. The coding region runs from base 1054 to 1665 and encodes 203 amino acids. The record is from RefSeq and is a predicted model, not a curated record. Gene Ontology annotation, biological process: apoptotic process; protein polyubiquitination; negative regulation of TORC1 signaling. The transcript has 2 exons.